AUGCAUGAUCUUUUUCUUAAAGUUAAAGAAGUGAAGGACAGAGAGGCCCUGAUUUACAGUAUUACUCAGACCGUUAAGGGUCUUGAAUCUGUUAAAACAGAAAAGAAAAGGGUAACGCUUGAAAUCCAAGAUCAGGAUCCGAUUACCAAGAAGGUUGACGUCAAACGUGCAUUGAGUAGAAGUCCAGGUUUCUCGUCACAGAUAAGAACAUUGAUGCUACUCGAAGCAAAUAAUAAUGGGCAGAAGUCGGGUGUUUUACGAGGGUGGAAAAAAAAGGCACCACUGUUGCGUGUGUCAGUGAAAAGAGAGAGGGAGGAUAACAAUAACAAUAGCCACAUAUAUGAUUGGGAGUUACGAGGAGGAGGCAUCCCCGUCCAAGUGUAUAGGGGCGCCGAGGACAACCUGUCCAACAGCUACGGACCGUUGCUCAGUGCUACCAGGAGACUGCUCGUGAGAAAUCAAAUGCAAUCGACUACAAUGCUGCUCCACCAGGACAACUGGAACAAAAGUUGCGGAUCCAACGAGGACCGUUACGAGUACGACGAGAAAAAGAGCCACCGGUGUAUUUGGAUGCUGACUGCUGUCCUGGCUUUCAUUGGCUUUUGCAAUUUGUUACUUAACAUGACGAUACUAAUAGUACUACGAGUCAGCCAGGGAAUGGAGUCACUUGAAGUUAUUCCCAACAAGAACCUCGUAAAAUUUUAUGGCAACACAGAUUUGGAUAAAAUUUGCUUGCAAAAGGGUACUUUCGAGGGCUUUGGAGAUGAGCCCAUUAAACUAAUAGGAGAUGCCGGUGGUGUUCAAAUGCAGACGAAUCAACGAUACAGCAACGCCUGGUCGGGUAUGCAGGUUUUAAAAGGCGGCGUAUCGGUUUCCAACGUCAAGUCGUUUCAAGUGAAAGAUCCUCGUAGCGGGUCUGCCGUGUUUUCGACUGAUUUUCCGAAUUUUGGGCUUCCUCAAGGCGUUGAGCAUAUUCAAGUUGACGUUACGCAAACGCACAGAAUUGUGGCACCGAAGAACAGCGACUUUUUAAUCGAAUCGGAAAACAAUAUUCAUCUUCACGGAGCUGAAGGCACAAGUUUCGACUCCAAGGACAUUAUUUGGACAGCUACCAAUGACAUUUUUUUACACAGUCGAAAUGGUGAUAUAGUCAUCGAUGCCAAGGACAGUAUUAAUCUUCCAAAAAUACCGAUAGCCCCAGCUGUUCUGCCUAGUCAAUCCCAUGAAAUGCAGGAACAGUACAAAGUUUGCGUUUGUAUGCCUAAUGGUAAGCUUUUCUUGGUGUCGACACACGGUGCGAAUUCCAAAGUUAAUUGCGCCAGAAUAUCGCGAUCCAUGGAAAACGAUCCGUGCAUGUCAUAAAAAAAAAAAAAAAAAACCAUAAAAUUGGUUGUCUCUUGGUUUGAAAAA
This is a messenger RNA of Copidosoma floridanum, 1410 nucleotides long. RefSeq names its product sarcoglycan beta (gene Scgbeta). The record is from RefSeq and is a predicted model, not a curated record. Gene Ontology annotation, biological process: muscle organ development. NCBI's taxonomy places the organism in Eukaryota, Metazoa, Arthropoda, Insecta, Hymenoptera, Encyrtidae. Gene Ontology annotation, cellular component: sarcolemma; sarcoglycan complex.